ACCCCAAAGCCGACCUGGGACGUUCGUCCGCCUGGCAGCAGUGCUAGAUUCGUCUCGGUUUCGUCUCUUCCCGUUCCCCCACCGGUCGUGGCGUGCGUCCUUCUUUCGAGCCUACAGUUUUCGCGAGUAGCGCCGCCGUAGCACCGUGUUCUGUGUGGCGUGCAGCUUGGGGCACCAGCAACCUUCGGGAGAAGCGCGGAAGGGCGUGCGGCUUGGCUAGCUGGUCCGUGCCCUAUUUCCGGUGUGUCCGACGGGAACCAUUCAGCCGAAUCAUCGCCACCGUCGAGUAGGAGAGGAAUCUGCGACUUGGCACCACUCUUUGGGUCUUCCCGAACUACCGUUACCCGGCCAGUUGAAGCAGUAACUACCGACAGCUGCAGGUCGCCGCUACCAGCAACCAGCAUCCCGCACCGAGUGUACCACCAAACCAUGCAAAGAUGGAUCUGACUACAAUCGCCAUUAUCGCAAUUGUCGUGCUCGUCUCGUUCCUGUCGAUGCUCUUCAUUAGCCGGUUCCCGAAGGGCAAAACUUUCGAGGAGAUGCUAAAGGAGAAGCGUGAAAUGCGCGAAAAGAUCCUGGGCCUCACCGCGGCUACGUCUUCGUCGUCGUCGUCGAAGCCGGGCAAGGAGUCGGCCAACAAGAAAACGAAAAAGGCACACUCCGGCGGCGGUGGUCAGAAGGGCCGCUCGGCAAAGCAGCAGCAACAGCAGACCCAGCGCGUUGAGGUGGUCGAGCGUGAAACCGAUGGCAACUCGUCCGAGAGCCAGCUGGAGGAAGACAUCAAUCCGCUCGCGUUCGGUGCCAAGAAACGCACCGGCUUGGGCACCAACUUGACAGUCGAGUAUGCCGAAACGGAAGCAUUCCCGCUGAGCGACAACACGGCCGCCGCCAGUAAGAAGAAAAACGCCAAACAGCAGCAACAGGGUGGAAAGAAGAGCGCGCAGAAGGGCGGCCCCUCCGGGGGCAUUCUGGUGAACAAGGCUGAACCGGUGCUGGUGAAGCCGGUGGAAUCCGUCCCGGAGAUGAACCACUUUGCCGAGAUUCAACCGAAGGAUGCUCUGGAGAUCGCUCGCCUGCAGAAACAAGAGGAGGAAACCAAGGCAGGAAAGCACCAGCAGCCGAAGGAGCAGCGGAAAGGCAAGAAGGAACACAAUCCCAAGAUGUCACCCAAAAGUCAGGGCAACGAACAGCAACCGAACGCUGGCGCCGCAGCGCCCCCGGUGGUCGUUGAGAUGAAGAAACACGAAGGCAAGGCGGCCACCGGUGGCGGUGCGAUGGCGCAGAAAGAAAAGGCGAACAAAAAGAAGCGCAACGAGCUGCUGUCGCAGGAACUGGCUGCUGAGGUGGCCGACGGGGUCAACGUGCAGUCGGUGGUGAACAUUCUCAGCACGGCCGAGCUGCCGCGCAACGACAUCCAGAUCCUGAUCGACUUUCUGCUCAACAAGCAGCAGGACACCCUGGCCAAGGACCCAUCCGAGUGGAACGAUCCGUCCGAUCCGCUCCAGAAGCUGAAGCGGCAGCUGCAAGAGAAGGAGGCGGCCCUGCAGGAGGAGCAGCAGGCAGCGGCCGGGUUGCAGGCGAAGCUAAAGGAGCUGCGCCAGGAGCUGAACGGCGAGAAGGUGCAGGCCAGCGCCGUGCUGAAGAGCUACGUCGAGGAGCUGAACCACCGCAAGCAGGAGGUGCACCACCUAACGCAGGAGCUGACCCUGUUCAAGGAAAAGAUGGCCAACGAGAAGCACGCCCUGACGAUGCAGUGCCAGCAGCUGCAGGCGAAGUACAUUCAGCUCUCGAAAGAGCACGCCGCCACGCAGGAUCACGGAUCGACGAUCGCGCAGCUCAACAACGAUCUGCAGCGGCUGCAGCAGGAACUGAUGGCCAAGAGUCAGCUGCUGAACGAGCUGAAGCUACAGUCCGAGGAGGAUUUGCUGAAGACAAAGACUGAGUACGACAUUUUAUUACACAGCAAAGAUGAGCUCAUUAGACAACGUGUACAGGAUCGAGCUGCCUACGAAGGGCAGCUGCAGCUGCAGGUGGGCCAGAAGGAAGAGCUGGACAAGAGCUGCCAGCAGCAGAGCUACGCCAUCGAGCAGCUGAAGGCGGAACUGCAGGCGAAGCAGAAGGACGCGGCUAACGCGGCCGCCGCCAGCAACCAGGCGGACGAAAUGAACCGGGUCGAAAUCCGGAACCUCCAGAAUGCCUUAGACUCUACCAAAUCGAAACUCGAGGCGUAUCGGAAAGAGCUGGUCGACUGCAAAAGUCUGCUCACCGACUACACGCAGCAAACGAACGAACUCAAGGCGAAGGAGGAACUGCUGCUGAAGCAGCUCGAGGAACAGCGGCAACGGAAUGACAACUUGCGAACCAAGAACUGGAAGUUGGUUGAAGCAUUGCAGAAUGCCGAGCGUAGAAAUGGCGUUGGGCCGAAGACCGUGGCAACCGAGAACAACGGUCAGCAGCAGAAGCUGGCCGCCAGCGUCAGCCAGGCCGAGAAGGUGGACGUCGGCAAGGUGGUGCUGGAGGAGCAGAACCGAACGAAGGACCUGCUCGUUCAGCUGCUGCUGCCGACGGGUGUCGUGCCGACGCUGCCCGUCGAUGCGACCGACUUCCAGAGCUGGCUCGAGGCGACCGUGCGGUGCAUCAAGGAGCAGCACGAACUGCUCCUACGGAACCACAGCAGCGUCAGCAGCACCGUGGGGACGAACAGCACGGCCGCCGUCGGCAGUCAAACGACCACCACCACCACCACCGGCAUCAGCAGUAGUGCUGGGGUCAACAACAACGCUGACACCGCCAGCAGUAGGAGCAGCAGCAGCAAUAUGAUCGCCAAUAAUAAUCUUAUUCCGCAUAGCAACGUUAACAAUAGUUUACAAAAUAACAACAAUAAUAAUGACGCUCACGGCGCCACCGCUGACGGGGCCGGCGAAAGCGCAAACAAGAACGGUGCCACCGAGAGUGGCAGCGAGGAGGACGACCACCAGUCGGUGGCGCUGCGCAACGAGCAGCUGCAGAAAACUGUAGAUCAGUAUAAGAUCAUCAUAGCCGAUACGGAAAUUAUGCUGAAAAACCUCGAAGCGCGCGUGAUCGAACAGGACAUUCACUGGCGCUCGGUGGUGCAGGCAAAGGAUAAGGAGCUGAACCUGCUGAAAUCGGCCGGGGCCGUGGUGCAGUAGUAAUGAUCGCGACGCCGACCCGAGCGCCACCAACCACCGACGACGAAUUGUUUCUGGAAGAGGGCCCGGCGCGAGCGGGGCACGACAUAGCCGAUGACAACGAUCGGCGGAUGGCGGUUAAUCCGAUUGCGCCGUGCGGCGAAUCGAUCGAGAUGUGUACUACGUAUGUUUGUGAUGGAGUGUGCGUGUGAUUGUGUGUAUGUAUGUAUGUAUGCAUGUAAGUUUGAGGCUGGGUAGACAAUCCACGAAACAAGCGCAUCCCAGUUUUUUGGCGCCUGUCGCACGGACGCACCGACGGCAAUACGCAAACGAGCUAGGUUAGGGAACGAUAAGACAAAAGUGCAGGCCCUGUGACAAGAACUAGGAACUAGGAGUUUUGGCGCAAGGGAUUGUAUGGAAGCUGCGGGCGCGACAACAAGCAAAACACGUCCCACGUCUUCGUCGUAGUCCCUUCUGUUUCUGUUGCUUGAGUGGCGCAGUCCGAGGGGCCUUUCUAGGGGCCACCAUGUCAAAUUAUACAGGGCAUUCAUAGGGAGAAUCCGUAGCGGUGCCACAUACCGCAGACCAGUGUUCGGUCGGACCGGUUAACCCAUUGGCACGAGCAGAGGUGUUGCGUCGCGCGCGAGAGAAAGAAAGAAAGAAAGAAAGAAUGAAUGAGAGAUAGAGUCGUUUCCCAAUUUCCCAACUCUCGAUUUGCUGUGCGUCAGGAAAGGAUUUCUGAUACACGGUAAUGCCAGCAGCCACGCAGGAGCUGCAGUGUUUCUACUUAUGUCUACGGCGCAAAUGUGCACAGUUCGGCCAGAUUCACUUGAGUUCCAUUACAGUGGGUGCCCCUUCGCGGUGCAGCAAGGUGUCGAACGAAUCAUCGGCCGCUGAACGGGGCAACGAUUGAUGAACCGACGGGGUCAAAGGGGUUUUUGGUGGUGCCGGUGACACACCUCGUUGCGGGUGCCUCUGUCCUACAUUGAUAUCUGUGGCCAAUAGAUGUUUCGCAAUUGUUUUGGGACCCCACAUCAUUCUCCUCAGCAAUCCUUUCCCGUUUGCCAGCCGCCCAGCAGGGCGUGUUUGAUCGAAACUGCACAAUCGGCCCGCCCCGGCCACGUGGUUUUCAGCAGCGUAGGGUGCGCGUCAGGCCACGAUCCUCACCGACAGAGCGUGUGUUCCGCUCGCCAAACCGGAACGACUUCCUCCACUCGAAUCUAAUGAACAUUUAGGGGUGCGCCCACACACAAACAUCCCGCGACAGAGCGACAAAUGGAAAUCCGUACUCAGUAAGAUUAAAGCUAAAUCGGAGCUAAAGAAAGCAAAGGGUGAAGCAGAGGACGGGGGGAUGGUUAUAAUUAACGCAUAUUUUGUUUGUAUCUUUACGUCGAUAUAUAAUAGGUUAUUGUAUUAUGAAGCAGCAUAAGCAAGUAGAACGAAUAAAGUGUAGCAAAAGAGUGUGUGCUCUAGUGGAUCAGAGUGAAAAUCAGAGGAGCGAAACGGGACACAAGGACAAAUGAAUGUUUUGUACGUGUGCAGCAGGGCCCCAGCAGCCACGAACAACCACCGGAAACUCGGGAUCGGUAAAAACUCGAUGCUGACGUCCCCGCAGGGACGACGGCAUUAUGGAAGGCAGAUCGCAAGUGGUACGAACCCAGAACCCAGCAAUAUAAAAUACUAUUUUAUUACUACCGAUGAGUUCCACUAUUAAUUAUUGGGGCGGGGUCUCUGGCUUCUUCUUUAACAAAACGGGAAGGUUGUUAUCGGCAUAGGCCCUUCAACGACGCCACGCUUAACUACCUUCCUGCCUUUGUUUUCCUUUUAAUUUAUACUAAGGCCAAUUUGUAAGUGUACAUUGAUUGCGCAAAUGCAAACGCAAGUCUACCCGGUGUAAGGCAAAGAAAUGUAUCGCAAAUCCUUCAAAAGUCUACCUAGCGUCCUCAAGUGUAAUAAACUGACCUACAAAUUAUAACAACAAAGUAUAGAAUAAAUGAAAAACAAUAUGUAA
Molecule: messenger RNA, 5160 nt
Organism: Anopheles bellator
Lineage: Eukaryota; Metazoa; Arthropoda; Insecta; Diptera; Culicidae
Gene: alt
Exons: 9
Coding region: 438-3170 (910 amino acids)
Cellular component (GO): endoplasmic reticulum membrane
Source: RefSeq, a predicted model, not a curated record